Molecule: messenger RNA, 1008 nt
Organism: Xiphias gladius (swordfish)
Lineage: Eukaryota; Metazoa; Chordata; Actinopteri; Istiophoriformes; Xiphiidae
Product: trace amine-associated receptor 13c-like
Exons: 2
Coding region: 1-1008 (335 amino acids)
Biological process (GO): G protein-coupled receptor signaling pathway
Cellular component (GO): membrane
Molecular function (GO): trace-amine receptor activity
Source: RefSeq, a predicted model, not a curated record
AUGGAGACCCUGGAGGGAGCCGAACUCUGCUUCCCACAGCUCCUGAACACCUCAUGUCGGUGGAAGCCGGGGCAGCGUCGCGCUCAGACAAUCUUCAUUUACAUCCUGCUGUCCUGUAUCUCUCUGCUCACUGUGGCUCUCAACCUGAUGGUCAUCGUCUCUGUCUCCCACUUCAGGCGGCUGCACACCCCCACCAACCUCCUCCUCCUCUCUCUGGCUGUCUCAGACUUCCUCGUGGGGCUCCUGCUGCUGCCGGCUCAAAUCCUCCUCAUAGGGGGCUGCUGGUUUUUGGGGAGCUUUUUAUGUGGACUACUUGCCUAUGCCUCUUUUAUCAUUACAUCCGCCUCGAUAGGAACCAUGGUGCUCAUAUCUGUUGACCGCUAUGUGGCCAUUUGUGACCCUCUGCAUUACCCCACCAAAGUCACUGUGAAAAGAGUUCAGAUCAGUGUUUGUCUGUGUUGGGCCUGUUCUGUGUCGUACAACAGUGUGAUACUGAACGUCUUCCAGAGACAUCCAGGUACAUAUAACUCCUGCUAUGGAGAGUGUAUAGUUGAAAUCAACUUCAUAGCAGGGGCUGUUGAUGUCAUGUUGACCUUUAUUGGCCCCAUUGCCGUCAUCAUAGUUCUGUAUCUGGGAGUGUUUGUGGUGGCUGUGUCCCAGGCUCGUGCCAUGCGCUCCCACGUUGCAGCCGUCACACUCCGGCGUUCGGAGGCCGUAAAAUCUAAGAAAUCUGAAAUGAAAGCAGCCCGGACUCUCGGUGUUGUUGUGUUUGUGUUUCUAAUAUGUUUCAGUCUUUAUUUCUAUCCCUCUCUCGCGGGCCAGGACGUGUCAAACAGCGUGGCAAUAUCCGUUUUUGGGAUCUGGUUACUUUAUUGCAACUCCUGUCUAAAUCCACUGAUCUAUGUUUUUUUCUACCCCUGGUUUAGAAAAUCAGUUCAACUCAUUGUUACACUUCAGAUACUUCAGCCAGACUCCCGUGAUGCCAACCUGCAGGGCAGACUGUUUUAG